CCAUGGACAUUGUGAUAGUCAAAUUGCUCCUGCUCUCACUGGCGUAUGUUAGCGGUCAAUAUCGCUACAAAUGCCCGGCGAUAGGUCACCACCUAUUACCCCAUGAAACGGAUUGCUCCAAGUUCUAUUACUGCGAGUAUGGCGUGAGGCGUAAUGACGCGAGACAGUGUCCGGCAGGAACUCUGUUCUCCUAUGAAAUACAGGUUUGCGAUCACGCGCAUAACGUCAAAUGCCACACUGGUCCCACUUCUCCAUGUACUGAAGAACCAGCUUGCGAUUGCUCCAAUCAACCAAUACUGCCCAAUGGAUGUCCUUGUGACCACAGCAUUCAAUUACGUUUGCGUCACGAAUCUGAUUGUGAGAAAUUCUAUCAAUGUGACCAAGGCAAGAGAGUCUUAAGAGAGUGUGCCCCUGGGACUCACUUUAAUGCCAAAUUGCAGAUAUGCGAUCAUCCUUCUAAAGCUGGCUGUGACCCUUCUUGUGUUACCACUACUAGUACUACUACAACAACUACUGAGACACCAAGUUGCGAUUGCACAAAUCAACCAAUAUUGCCAAAUGGAUGUCCUUGUGACCAUAGCAUUCGGUUGCUUUUACCUCAUGAAUCUGACUGUGCUAGAUUCUAUCAGUGUGAUAACGGCGAGAGAGUCAUAAGACAGUGUGCCCCUGGGACUCACUUUAAUGCUAAACUACAGGUAUGCGAUCAUCCUUCUAAAGCUGGCUGUGACCCUUCUUGUGUUACCACUACUACUACUACUACAACUACUGAGAAACCAAGUUGCGAUUGUACAAAUCAACCAAUAUUGCCUAAUGGAUGUCCUUGUGACCACAGCAUUACCUUGCUAUUGCGCCAUGAAUCUGACUGUGAGAAAUACUAUCAAUGUGACCAAGGCAAGAGAGUCUUAAGAGAGUGUGCCCCUGGGACUCACUUUAAUGCCAAAUUGCAGGUAUGCGAUCAUCCUUCUAAAGCUGGCUGCGACCCUUCUUGUGUUACCACUACUACUACAACAACAACUACUGAACAACCAGCUUGCGAUUGCUCCAAUCAACCGAUAUUGCCAAAUGGAUGUCCUUGUGACCAUAAGAUUCACUUGCUGUUGCCUCACGAAUCUGAUUGUGAAAAAUUCUAUCAAUGUGAUAAAGGCGACAGAGUAUUAAGACAGUGUGCUCCUGGGACUCACUUUAAUGCUAAAUUACAGGUAUGCGACCAUCCCUCCAAAGCUGGCUGCGACCCUUCUUGUGUUACCACUACUACUACAACAACAACUACUGAACAACCAGCUUGCGAUUGCUCCAAUCAACCGAUAUUGCCAAAUGGAUGUCCUUGUGACCAUAAGAUUCACUUGCUGUUGCCUCACGAAUCUGAUUGUGAGAAAUUCUAUCAAUGUGAUAAAGGCGACAGAGUCCUAAGACAGUGUGCCCCUGGGACUCACUUUAAUGCUAAAUUGCAGGUAUGCGAUCAUCCUUCUAAAGCUGGCUGCGACCCUUCUUGUGUUACCACUACUACUACAACAACAACCACUGAGAAACCAGCUUGCGAUUGCAUCAAUCAACCAAUAUUGCCAAAUGGAUGCCCUUGUGACCAUAGCAUUCGGUUGCUGCUACCGCAUGAAUCUGACUGUGCUAGAUUCUAUCAGUGUGAUCAGGGCGAGAGAGUCUUAAAAGAAUGUGCAUAUGGGAAUCAUUUUAAUGCUAAAUUGCAGAUUUGCGAACACCCUUCAAAGGCUGGUUGUGAUCCGUGCAUAGUUUCUAACAAAUGUGUAGAAUGUCAUGUACCACAUUGGGCCCACGAGACUGAAUGUGACAAAUUCUACAGUUGUUCCAAUGGCGAGGAGGUGUUGCACACAUGUCCUGCCGGUCUUAAUUUCAACGAGGCUCUGCAGACGUGCGAUUUUACUUGCAACGUCAGUUGUAGAAAUAGAUCUAGACUAUUUUUCUUAGACUUCGCACGUAAACGGCGGUAAUAUGUAUUUCCCGGUACAAUUUCGUUACUGUACUUUUCGUCUUAACUUUUUCCUAACUAAUAAUUUAGCUUUUUACACAGUCUUGGCCUAACCCAUAAAGCCUUAUACAUCCGCUCAUUUCACCUCACCUUUGGUGAGAUUUAGCAUGAAAUUUAUAGCCACUACUGCAAUACAAAACGUUUUUGACAGGCGUCAUACUAACUCUGAAUAACCUUCGUCUCAACUAUCUCUUUAACCUUUGAUAUAACCAAGACGUGAGUGUUGGCCUGGUGGCUUCAGCGUGCGACUCUCCUGACAGCGAGAACCACGGCUGUGCACCAAUGGACGUUCUAUGUGCCAAUUUAACAUUCGCUCGUACGAAGGAUAACAUCGUGAGGUAACCGGCUUGCCUUAAACCCAAUUGCCGUGUCAGGCACAGGAGACUGAUCACCUAUUUGCCUAUUAGAUUGAUUACUAUGAAAUACAUAUAGAAAGCUGAGGCCUAGGCCUAUAAAGGUGCGCCACUGAUUUAUUUUUAACGAGAAAGGUAUACAAAUGUACUUCAAAAUGGUUGAGAUUUAUUUAAGAAAGUUGAGAUUUAUUUGAUUAGGGUGAGAUGAAUUUGAAGAAGUUGAAAUCUACGUCCCAUUUGUGAAAUUUUCGGUUGACAUUAAUAUAAUUGUUAAAUAAGGCUAAGACGUUUUUUUCGGUUAUUUAAGUAGAUUAAGCUGAAUGUUAAAAGUACUAACUAAAAUGAUAAUGUAUAGUAACUACGUAGUUAAAAGUUACUAUGUUUUUGAAAUAUUCAUCAUUUCAAGUCGCUUUAAUAAAUAUAAUAAAAUAAAAUAGAGAAAAGAUUACGCGCUAGAGUUUAUGAUGAACUUCGUGAUUUUAUUUACUAAAUAUAUUUUUCAAUAUUAA
Molecule: messenger RNA, 2864 nt
Organism: Pieris napi
Lineage: Eukaryota; Metazoa; Arthropoda; Insecta; Lepidoptera; Pieridae
Product: chitin-binding domain protein cbd-1-like
Exons: 9
Coding region: 3-1964 (653 amino acids)
Cellular component (GO): extracellular region
Molecular function (GO): zinc ion binding; chitin binding
Source: RefSeq, a predicted model, not a curated record